GCGUACAGGAUACAAGACACAGGAACUACGGCAUGAGGAUCAUUACUAUUUGGCGGAGCAACGAAGAUCAUCCAUAGACAGAGAGACGUACGGGCGCCUAUGCCGUCCGUAACUCCCCCAGCUAUUGCCGCGCUCUGUUCACGCCAAGUACGUAGUGGCAACCUGCUGUGGUUCCGUUGUUAAAUCAAAAGAAGGCAGUUGGCGGACGGACUACUGUUUGCCGCUCUCCAAGUGAGUCCCGUGUAAAGCUCGAAGGCAUUUUCGUGUCAUUCUGCAGUGGUCCUCAUAGCCGCAACGUUCUGGCCUGACCCAUCAGGAGCCAGCACGCACCCGUCGCCCGUGUAUUCUUUCUUUCGCAUGAGGCUAACGAUGAGGGUCGCUGCCUUCGGCUGUGCCCAGCUGCUCAUAGUGAUUACAUUCUCUACAGCAUCUCGGCAAGAACAUGAAUCCGUACGGCUAACGCGACUUGGACCGUAUGGGCUACUACAAAGCCCGGUCCAGGGCUACCAGUCGAUCUUAAACUCGUUUGAUAUCCGAACAAACACAAUAAUCCGUACAAAUGAUUCAUUGCGCGCCGGUGCCAAGUAUCUAAGCGAGAGACAGCUUCGAAACAGCGGAGAGUGCUCACUCUACUGUUGGGAGGUGCCAUCCUGCAAUGUUGCAGUAUUUGAGGAGAAGAGCAACGGAGGUUGUUACGUAUUCGAUUGUGGAGCGCCGGAAAACUUCGCGUGUCAAUUCACAACGCAUGACGCCUACACUGUUUUACUGUUAAGUACGAGGUCACAGCAUGAAAGCGAGCUGGUGUCGCUAAAGCACGUGGGUCAUGGACACGGAGAGGUCCAAGAUGAACGUUCUAAGACAGCACAACGCCCGCCCCAACUUGGCUCAGCAACGCCGACGAGUUCGCCCAGUUCAUCGACGUCAACAAGCAGCGGCAGUACUACCGCUACGACAACAACUUCAGUAACAACCUCGCCGACGACAACAACGUCGACGCGAAAGCCAGAAGCUGCACGCUGUGUUGAGCACCAAUUUCGAUGCUUAAACAGCUCAGAAUGUAUCGCUAUCUACGACGUGUGCAACGGCAUACCGCAGUGUGCAGAUGGAAGCGAUGAAGCCGAAACUCUCGACUGCCAUUCUCGGGAUAGGCAGCGGAUGCUAAAACAACCGGUAGAACUCACUGAUAAUCAAAUCUACGAGAUCGUACGCCCACUGCAGGAAAAAUUGCAAGAGAAAGAGGAGGCUGUUUAUCGCCACCCGGGCGUUUACGAGGAAACCCAUCAGAGAAAGUACCCACCGUAUCGAGGUGACAUUUACAGAGGCAAUCAGGCGGUUGAUUAUAAUGAUGUGUACCCAAGUAGGCGUUUCUCAACGGGUCUGUUCUCUCAGCAGCAAGACUUUCAGCCCAGCCGCUACGAGGAUGGCCAGGCAGGCAUUAGUGGUGGUAACAGCUACGGAGGAGGAUCUGCGUCAGGCGGGAUUUAUCAUAGUGCGACCGCUAUGCAACGGGGUUACGACAACGCUCCGGAUUUCCCGACAAACUAUUACCCUUACGCUAGAGAUCGAGGUUCAGCAUACGGAGGUAAUAUACUGGGCGGCUUACCUGGUGAUCAAGGAGAAAAAGGUCUCGGUAGUCUCGACAGUAAAGCAAGUUUAUUCGGGGCUCCGCGUUAUGCGCCCGGUGGAGCUAGCCUCACCCAGCAACAGAAGUCUGAAAAACAACUUCAGAUGGCCAAGGCGGUAAACACGAACAUUGUAAGAGAGCCAUUAUCGUCGUUGGAGCAGGCGAAAUCUACCCAGAGAACUGAAGGCGGAUCACCACCGGGGGGUACUGCUGGCGGAAGUUCAGAGGCUAAACCUCGUCGACGGCCAGGUAAAUUUAUGGACGAGGCUUCACCUCCACCCCGAGCUGCUGGGGGUCCUCAGCCAGCUACAUCAUCCGGAACGGUACGAGAAAAUGCGGCGACAAGCAAGCCUGAACCGGGACCGCCCGCGAAACAGAUUGGUAACAUGGCCAACAUGCAUAUUUCAGUUACGCAGGUAGAGACGAAAAAUACGUCUUCAACCACAUCCGGUGCUGUGGUGGGACUCGCGCUAGGAGUCUGCAUGAGCACCCUAUUCCUGCUCGUCGUAGGAUGCCGGCUAAACAUGCGUCGACGGCUUUCACGAUGGCGACGUGGAGGCAGCAAAAAAGGGCUAAGUCUAUUGGCUCCUGAAGACGAUGAAGAUUAUCUUGUAAACGGCAUGUACUUAUAAGGAUGAAGUUAACCGAAAAUGACAGAAAACGACGGAACAAUAAAGAAAAGAGGAAACCGCUAAUUUUAUGGAUAAGGUAAACAAACAACUGGACCGCACUCCGCAACUCGUCCUGAGUGACUUGUGACAACAGCUUGCUGCAGAUAUUCUCCAUAUGAUUUUGAGAGUGUCGUACAGAAUCAAUCCGUACACAGCGACCUAGAAACAGAGCCAACAAGGGCAGGAAGCCGCCAAUACCAUUGGCUUAAACAGCACAUCAUAGUCGGUCCGAAAACACUGUCUCUAGCUUUAAAAAGCUACGAAAAGUCUAAGAAAAAGGUAUAGCUUCUUCACAAACGAUCUAGGCGCCCUCUGUAUCUGUGCACUAUCUGCUCAGGAAUUCGCUUUCUGCCUUUAUAAAGCAACGACGAGUCGAUAACAACAAAAACAACUUCGAGUAGAAGAGAAGAAGAGGCAAACGAUGAACCAGUACUGUUUUUCGUGCAAAUCGGGCCAUUGUAUUCGAAAACUUCCCAAGCCGGGAGAGUGAAAAGUGGCCAUUAACAACUGGGCAGUUUUUAAUGUACAUACAUUCCGAUGCUGUGGUGACAUUGUAAUAUGGUAUUCCUAUAACAUAGUUAUUAUUCCUCAUUAUUAUCAUGGGGUAUUCGUUUUCAACCGACGAUCGCUUCGUCUCUAACUUCGGCUGCUAACUAAAGAAUUAUUGAAUUUACCAUGCAACGUCCUGACACUCUGGCCUCGUCCUGUCACUUACGUAUAACGAAGGCAUUCACUGUCAGGUUUCUUCCUUCACCAUCGAGGGGAAAAUAGCUAAAAUGUUGGACGAAGGGCAGACUUGAAAUGUUUGUUGUUUUGGCGAAGGCCAAACGAGUGGUGUUUCUUCUUAACAAGCUGCUGAGAACACAAUCAUCAUAUGAUGAUGAUUACGAUUAGUGGAAUUACUCUAAAAAACUACUCCUAUUAUAUGUAAUGCUACAGUCUUGUUGAGUAUGGUUAGAUGAAGCUAUUGCUCGUCGCAUGGUUAAAUAGAAAAAAAAAAUCAAAGAGUGGUUUCGUUUGGUGCGACAUAGCGAUACACAUGUAUAUGGUAAAAAAGCAAGAACACAUAAAAACAAGUCACAUUGAUGGCAGUGGUAAUAUCCUGUUCACUUUGUACAUAAACAAAUAAAAAUAUAAGAAAAAAGCAAAACGAAAAGAAGAAUGAUCGUGAACAUAACGACUCAUAUAUUGAUCACGGGGAUGAUUAGUAACGAUGAAGCUGAUAUAUUAAUAAAUAGAGCGAACAAUGAACAGAAACCAUGGUCACGUUCUCGUUUCUGGCGUGAAACGAGGAAUAGUCAAAUUAAGAAGAGACUUUAUAGUAAGCUCUGAAGUGCUAAAAAUAUCGCCGAAUAAUAUAAGAUCCCUUUCUAUGCAACAAAAAACAAGGAUUCGGAAGAAACUAUAUUCAAUCGAUUUUUAUUAUGGAAAGUAACUGAAAAUUAGUUAGGUAAAAUUACUAAUGAAUAUGGCAAUGACAAAAGGAUGAUGGUUUCCACGUUACAACAAUGGCCAACCAUAAGUACGAAAAGGCUUAUUCCCAUUAUCUUAAGACGUUUUAUCGAUACGUAUUAUAGUAAUAAAGAUGGAUAUUUUACACUUAUGUCACUAUUAACAGUCCUCGUUUUAUCUUCAUACAAUAUAACGUGUUCAAGGUUGUUGAAAGUAUGCGUUCUGCCUCCAAGAAACAUCAAUUUUGUCAUCGCGAAAAUUUCGUCCAAAAAUCUCAAUUUGCAUUUUCCAACCUCCUUCUUAUGCAAUCAAAAGUGAGGAUUAAAAAAAUUGACAGAGAUAAGUUAACUAAUAUCAAUAAUAGUUGUUAAUAGAGAUAAGUCAGUUGGCAGAAUAUGUUUCUUUUUUUUUCCAAAAAAUGUGUAGCAUUUGCUACUCAAGUUACGUUUAAACAUGCUUUCGUAGAAAAACGGCUAAUUUUUUUCUGGUACCUGUCGCGUCUGCCAUUGGACUCCAAACAACGCCACUAUCAGCAGCAGGACUUUCGCCUUUAAUUUAAAUAGCUCUCAGAUUACCUGUCAUGAAUUCUGUGUAUUGCUACCUAAACAUCAGUGGUGGCCUAAGAAGGCCGUUUCAACCAAGUCACUUUCACUUAAGUCAUAGUUCGGAUUUCCCUUUCGCGUUUGUGCAAACAAAUAGUCCAAUGAUGCACGCCGUUCUGUUAACUACUGGAUAGAAGUAGUAAAUUAUUGUUUGUGUUAGUGUAUGCCAUCGGCGCAUGCACAGAUUUCGCAGAUGUUUCUACGAGAUAUCGUCGGUGCUUCAAUCUAAGUCAACAGCUAUAUCAUUAAAGGCCGUACUUCCGUAAUUAGCGGCAAUAUCUGAUUCUGCACAAUGUGCACCCCUAAGGUAUAAUAGUUUUUUUUACUCAGUCAAAAUUAAGGCAAGUGAACCUAACUAUUGAGUGAGUCGUACCUUCACUGACAAACUCAUUAGUAUAACUCUAAAAAUUGUUUUAAAAAAAAAUGCUUUUGCUAAUGCGCCUGUCAACACAUGAAUAUAUAUGCAUGAACAAUGGACUGAUUUUUUGUAGUAUUAGCUAGGGAAAUAGGUCUCUAUAUUUAUUGGUAUAUAGGUAUGUUGGCAUUAACGUUCGUCGUCAGUGAACUACUCAUUCCGUCUUCAAAAUGUACAUUGCCCUUAUCCAAAUGUCAGCAGAAGUGUACCAUUCAACGACUGAACGCUGGUUGAUACGUGAGUCAACGUUUAUGGCGUUACCGAUCCCCAAUCAUGGUAAUACUAACAGAACAACUUGUAAAUCCGCCUGCCCAGUUAGUUCCCGCAGUACCCGCUUGUUUCCUUCAUCGUCAUCGCGGCACCUUAACGCUCCCGUAUACGUGAACCAUUCCAUUGACUACUGAUGUAAUCACUGCUCCUGCCGCCGAGAUAUCUCGAUCCGAAGAGCUGCCCGAGAGGAAAAG
Molecule: messenger RNA, 5228 nt
Organism: Varroa destructor (honeybee mite)
Lineage: Eukaryota; Metazoa; Arthropoda; Arachnida; Mesostigmata; Varroidae
Molecular function (GO): protein binding
Source: RefSeq, a predicted model, not a curated record